Ilyonectria robusta is the source of this 2330-nucleotide messenger RNA. Its product is annotated as acyl transferase/acyl hydrolase/lysophospholipase. Gene Ontology annotation, biological process: arachidonate metabolic process. The transcript has 6 exons. The coding region runs from base 57 to 2240 and encodes 727 amino acids. The record is from RefSeq and is a predicted model, not a curated record. Lineage: Eukaryota; Fungi; Ascomycota; Sordariomycetes; Hypocreales; Nectriaceae. Gene Ontology annotation, cellular component: membrane.
AUCACACUUAGUGUCGGCUACUCAACUCUCCCCGGAGUGGAUAAGUGCCUGCGAGAAUGCAAAUGGAAGUUGAGGGCAAGUUGAGACCUCCGACACGAGGUCUUCGACUUUUGUCAUGCGAUGGAGGAGGCAUCAGGGGACUCUCAAGCAUCAUCAUCCUUGACCGUCUCAUGCGAAGUAUCGAUCGUCAAAACCCCCCGAAACCAUGCGAAGUGUUCGAUCUUAUUGGAGGAAACAGCACUGGUGGCCUCAUUGCAAUAAUGCUAGGCCGGCUCGAGAUGACCGUGGAAGAAUGCAUCGACAAUUAUAUUGAAAUAUCUGAAGCCGCAUUCCUGCCCCGUCGAAACAAGAUCAAUCUACUCGGGAGGGCCCGUGACCGGUGGAAUAUUCGAGGUCGCUUUAGCUCGGCAGCAUUAGAGAAGGAGAUCAUCAAGCUUAUCGACAGCCGGCCAGAUGAAUCGGGUAUGGAGUCACUUAUGUUGAAAGGAGGGACAUCUUGCCGAAGUUUCGUUGUUUCAAUAGCCAAGGAGGCCCCAGACACCGCCGUUCUCCUCCGCAGCUAUCCGUCAUUGCGAGACUCUGGACUGAAGCCGAGGAUUUGGGAAGCGGCUAGGGCUACUUCUGCAGCAUCGUCUUUUUUCGAUCCGAUACAAAUUGGAAAAUUUGGUCAGUGGUUCACUGAUGGAGCUACCGGGUUCAACAACCCUGUCAACCAAGUCUACGACGAGGCUUGUGACAUAUGGGCAGAUGCAAGAACCAAUAUUCAAUGCAUUGUCUCGAUCGGUACUGGAGAGCCCAGAUUUAAGACCUUCGGAGACGAUCUUAAGGGGCUAGCAUCGACAUUGGUUGCUCUGGCGACAGAAACCCAGCAUACCGCAAAUAUGUUUGAAAGACAUCACCCUGAUAUAACCCAUCUACGGUUUAACGUGAGACAGGGACUUCAAGGCGUGGGCAUUCAAGAAUACAAGGAGAUUCCUAAUAUCAAAUCCGUCACGGAUAGGUAUCUUGAUACUGAUGGUGACGCGAAUAGAAUGGUGGUCCAAUUCACGAACUUGCUCACAAAUAAGCUGGAGCUCGGCAUGAGUAAAUAUAUCCAAACUCCAAGAUAUAUCCCGCCGAAGCUUCGCAGCUACCUUGAGACAUUCUGGACUUAUUUCCACUGCCAGCAAGGGCCAUCCGGGCUAACAGCUCUGAUCCCUGAUCACAUCUUUUCGUCCUCUGAACAACAGGAAUUGGAGGCUUUCAAGAACGACAGGCCCCCAAAGCCACAGCGCCCGCAUGCUAGUUGGAUGUCACUACAUGAUGCAUUAUGUUCAUCUCAGCCAUCAUGCCGGAUUUUGUAUCAUGAGUACGAGAUCGAGUGGACAGAUGAAUUUGGCGGCCUUGUCCUAGCUCAUGUCGACACCGCUGAAGUGUGGCGUUUACUAUCAUGUGGGAAAUCGCGUUCCGAUAUGGGUCAAGGCUCAAACACGCAUGGUAACUGGAUUGUGAACGAGAUUAUUAUCAGUGUAGCUGGAGGCCAAGGAGGGAAGCCCAUAAUUCGCACCACUUUCAGAACUCCAGGUCUAUCCAGACCGCGAUUGAUCGCCGUUGCAAGCUCAUCAUUUGCACAAGCUAUGACUGGUGGCCCUGGAUUGCGACCUGAUGGACUCCUGGGCUCACGAUUUGUCAGCAGGAUGCUCGGAUAUGAGUAUGUUCAGAUGCCGAAGAUGGUGUUUUUUGUCCGCAUUGAGACCUCAAAACGAGUCUAUUUUCGGUCACACUUUGCAGCCAUGGUGAACUUGGCAACGAACUUCAUCGAAGUUGCGCACGAGCUAUGGGAUCAUGAGGACUCUAUCGAUUGCAACCUUCAAGGUGUCCCGAUCAAGGUCAUGGUGGAGGAACUUAGAGAUUUCUUCGGCAACAGUUGGUGGAACAGGCCGAUUCCGAGCUUCCACGGCAGCUUUUAUAUUCUACGCAGCGCAUCUGACAUUUAUUUUGGACAAUUACCCAAUGACGAUACUUUCGAAAUGGAGGAUCUCAUGACACUCAUGGGUGAGUUAGAACAUGUUAUGCUUGAGCCAAGUCGCAAGCCACAACACGUGGCGUCUUGGACGGCAUUCUUCGGGGAUCGGAACGCCAGAUGGCUUGUCAUAGUCCUUUUCCUUAACUGUCUUGACAACCUUGCUGACUCGGUAGUCUUGCCGGACGCCUUUGAGCCAUUGUUGGAUAGCCCAACACGGAAAUGCUUGCUAGGAUAGCUUGGGAGGUACACAGGUAUCGAGGCAUAUGGUUCUUUGUUAGUUAUUGCAGGACGACAUUUCAUCUUAUCAGCAAUAAACAUACUCAAC